Vicugna pacos (alpaca) is the source of this 2010-nucleotide messenger RNA. Lineage: Eukaryota; Metazoa; Chordata; Mammalia; Artiodactyla; Camelidae. The record is from RefSeq and is a predicted model, not a curated record.
CUUUCAGUGUCCCGGUCAGAACAUAUGUAGUGUUAAUUCUGAGGCAGCCUGUGUGACACCAGCUGCUUCUCUUCAGUUUUCCUCUUAGUGAAGCAAGUGUGACUCAGUCUUCGUCACAAGGCUACUUUCCUUUUGAAAAAUCUCUUUACAAUCGUCUUUUACUUCAAAGUCGUGUAACUCUAGUUUGGAGCUGUGUUGUAAAAACAACGUUUUUCACACUAAUGUUAAAACUUUGAAGAGAAAUGACAAAUACAGCAGUAAGCAACCAGUUAGCUGCCAAAGAUGCAAAGAAGGUGGAAACUGAGAAAAAGAAGGAAGAUAUCAAGGACACAUGCAAGAAGUACAGUGCCUGUGCUUUUAUAUUAGCAAUACUUUUAGUUGCUAAUAUUGUUUUAAUUGUUCUUCAAGCUCAAGGUGCUAGGCACUAUUGCCCGGAUAAUUGGAUUGGUUCCAAAGAUAAAUGCUACUAUUUUUCUAAAGAAGAGAAAGAUUGGAAUUCUAGUAGAUACAACUGUACCUCUCAACAUGCUGACCUAGCUGAGAUCGACACUGCAGAAAAGAUGGAGUUUCUUAUGCGCUUCAAGUGCAGUUGGGAUCACUGGAUUGGGCAAGUUAAGACGGAAAUUCAAACAGGACAGUCGAUUGAUGGAACUGUAUUUAAGAAUUGGGAUCUUGCGACAAGAAAUGAAAUAUGUACUUACCUUAAUGAAAAUGGUCUUGCAACAGCCAGAUGUUACACAGAGAGGAAAUGGAUUUGCCAGAAGAAAAUAGGCUGAAUAAGAAUGGAUUGAAAACUAUGAAACACUAGCAACUUUUGAGAGAGUUGCUGGAAAAGAAUAUGCUUGUAUAUCAUGUUGUACUGAUGUAGCUAGCAUCAAAUAAUGGUGCUGAGGAGCUGCAAACUCAAGAAGAUUCAUGUUGCUUCAGUUAAAACACAGAUUUCUAAUUUUCUCAUGGUGUGAGAAAUGGAAUUAGGAAAGACACAUUUGGCAAUAAAGAAGGCAGAGAUGGUCUCUGCCUCUGAAGGAAGAAAGGGUGUGUGGGCUACAACCUGUAUGUACCCUCACUGGACAAUAAGCAAAUAUAGAAUCACUCCCCUCUUUCCAUUAUUCUGAAUUGUUAUUGAUAAAUAAUAGCACUUCUCAUGGGUUCAUGAAUUCUGCAAUGCACUUUAAUCAAAGUGUUUGUUUAAACAAAGACCCUGCAAAAAAUGUUUGCCCAGGAUCUGUCAAAUAUAUAUAUACAUACAUACACAUUCUGAUUUCUGUAUUUUAACAUUCAUAACAAUUAAUUUCAAAAUUGUACCUCUGAAUGUGAAAUUAAAUAAAAUAAUACAGUAGAAAGUCUAGAGUAAUAUCUUCAUAUCUUUAAAAUACAAUUUUACAAAACCAAUACCCAGCAGUCAGUAAUUACACAGGGUCUUUGCAGUUAAGGGUCAAUUAUAAUUUUAUUUAGUUUUAAUACUUGCGCAUGUAUGAUAUGAAAAAGUAUACAGUCUAUUCCACGUGAUGGAAGUGAUUUUUGUAAACUUUCAGUCAUACAUAGGUGUAAUAAAGUUUCCUUUCUUCUGUCUUCUGGAUUAAAUUAUGAGCCUGGAAGGAUAUGUUGAAAUCCUUAUCCCCAGGGCUUCAGACUGUGACCUUACUUGGAAAUAUAAACCACCGCGCUAAACAUAAUAGUUAAGAUAAAAUCAUUUGGAUGAGCCUUAAUCUCUUUAUGACUAGUGUUGCUAUGAGAAGAAAUUUGGAUUCAGUGACAGACACUAACAAAGGGAACACUAUGAAGACAAAAUGAGGAAAGGAUAGCUGUGUGACUGAAGUGAUGUGUCUAUGCGCCAAGGAAUGCUGAGGAUUGCCGCCAGCCUUUGCCAGGUGCUAGAAGAGACAAGAAAGGACAAGAAAGGCUUCUCCCCUAGAACCGUCUGCCAAAGCAUGACCCAACAGACGCAUUGAUCUUGGGCUUCCAGUCUUCAAAACUGUGAGACAAUAAACCUCUGUUGUUCUAAAUCAU